UUAGAACUAGGGACUGUGCCUUCGAGACGAUGCUGCUCCGAACAACUUGGAGGCGGGUGGCUGCGGCGGUGUCAGUCGCUCCGGGCCCGAGAGCCGAAGCGCCCACUCGGGGUCUGCGCCUGCGCGUUUUAGACCAUGCUCCCCAGUCUGCUGUUCCCUCAGAUACAGCCACUGCUCCGGAGGUGGAGUCAGUGCUGCGACCUCUGUAUAUGGAUGUGCAAGCCACAACUCCUCUGGACCCUCGGGUGCUUGAUGCCAUGCUUCCUUACCUUGUCAACUACUAUGGGAACCCACACUCCCGGACACAUGCUUACGGUUGGGAGAGUGAGGCAGCCAUGGAACGUGCUCGCCAGCAAGUAGCAUCUCUCAUUGGGGCAGAUCCUCGUGAGAUCAUUUUCACUAGUGGUGCUACUGAAUCCAAUAACAUAGCAAUUAAGAGCUUCAAAAACCUUUGGAGUUUCCUGGAUGAUAAGAUUGUCAUUUCUUAUUCAAAACAAGCCCCUUUGGACCUUAUCCGAGUUUAUGGUAAUGAGGGGGUGGCCAGGUUUUACAGGUCACGGAAAAAGCACUUGAUCACCACCCAGACAGAACACAAAUGUGUCUUGGACUCUUGCCGUUCACUGGAAGCUGAGGGCUUUCGGGUCACCUACCUCCCAGUGAAGAAGAGUGGGAUCAUUGACCUGAAGGACCUGGAAGCUGCCAUUCAGCCCGAUACCAGCCUGGUCUCAGUCAUGACUGUGAACAAUGAGAUUGGAGUGAAGCAGCCCAUUGCAGAAAUAGGGCGGAUUUGCAGUUCCAAAAAGGUCUAUUUCCAUACCGACGCAGCCCAGGCUGUUGGAAAAAUCCCGCUUGAUGUCAACGACAUGAAAAUUGAUCUCAUGAGCAUCAGUGGUCACAAAAUCUAUGGUCCCAAAGGAGUUGGUGCCAUCUAUAUUCGCCGUCGGCCCCGUGUGCGUGUAGAGGCCCUGCAGAGUGGAGGGGGGCAGGAGCGGGGUAUGCGGUCUGGGACAGUGCCCACACCCUUGGUGGUGGGGCUGGGAGCCGCGUGUGAAGUGGCACAGCAAGAGAUGGAGUAUGACCACAAGCGAAUUUCAAAGUUAGCAGAGCGGCUGACACAGAAGAUUAUGAAGAGCCUUCCAGAUGUGGUGAUGAAUGGGGACCCUGAGCACCAUUACCCAGGCUGUAUCAAUCUCUCCUUUGCCUAUGUGGAAGGGGAGAGUCUACUGAUGGCACUCAAAGAUGUUGCCUUAUCUUCGGGGAGUGCCUGCACCUCUGCAUCCCUGGAGCCCUCUUAUGUCCUUCGAGCAAUUGGUGCUGAUGAGGACUUAGCUCACUCUUCUAUCAGGUUUGGCAUUGGCCGUUUCACUACAGAGGAGGAAGUGGACUAUACAGUGGAAAAAUGCAUUCACCAUGUGAAGCGUCUUCGAGAAAUGAGCCCUCUCUGGGAGAUGGUGCAGGAUGGCAUUGACCUUAAGAGCAUCAAGUGGACCCAGCACUAGAAGAAAGGACCUCUGACAUUGUGCUAGCCUGACUGCUCCUGCCUCAUCAACCCAUGCACAGCCCAGCACCUUGUUACACCCAGUGGGUGUUUCAUGUUAAAACCAGAAUUGUUAUAAUCAGUUGACUUCAGCAUCAGCUCAUCUCCAAGGCAAAAACACAGGAAUACUAUCUUUCUGGGGGUCUUGGCUGCUUUGGUAGGGAACACUCCUCCCUAUUUCUCUCCAGGAGUCCUUUUCUGCUCUAAUGAGGGGGUGUCUCACCCUGAAACAGGAGGAACAUUUGUUAUGAUAUUGCUGCUGGACACGUCUAUAUCCUUGGUGGGAUGAGCCAAAACUGAAAGAAGGCUCUUUGUUCAGGGACCCUGGUGCUGCACUUGGACAUUUGAGUUGUCACUUACAGCCAUGAGCAAGACUGAUUCCUUCGGGAACAAACGUAAUCAACUAUGAUUUAAUCUUUUUUUGUGGCCCCAAAGGCUACCUUUUCAUAUCAAUUGUAGACUAAACAGAUCUUAGAAAGCUUGUCUUUUCUCUAUCCUUGUAUUCUUUUCUUUUGACCUAGUAGAGUGAGAAAUACCUCUUUGAUCCUACCUAUUAUUCUAAUAAUUUGAUUCUUUUUAAAAGUUUGUUAAUUUGCAGAUUGGAGAAGUAAAAUCAUAUUCCUCUAUUUA
Molecule: messenger RNA, 2167 nt
Organism: Pteronotus mesoamericanus
Lineage: Eukaryota; Metazoa; Chordata; Mammalia; Chiroptera; Mormoopidae
Gene: NFS1
Product: NFS1 cysteine desulfurase
Exons: 14
Coding region: 30-1499 (489 amino acids)
Biological process (GO): [2Fe-2S] cluster assembly
Cellular component (GO): nucleus; cytosol; mitochondrion
Molecular function (GO): pyridoxal phosphate binding; cysteine desulfurase activity
Source: RefSeq, a predicted model, not a curated record